This is a messenger RNA of Pseudomyrmex gracilis, 12052 nucleotides long. It is a transcript of the gene Vps13B, whose product is annotated as vacuolar protein sorting-associated protein 13B. The transcript has 39 exons. NCBI's taxonomy places the organism in Eukaryota, Metazoa, Arthropoda, Insecta, Hymenoptera, Formicidae. The record is from RefSeq and is a predicted model, not a curated record. Bases 408 to 11702 code for a protein of 3764 amino acids.
CAACACUCCCCGAAGAGAGGUUAGCUGUGAUCAUAUCAUACGAGUAAAGAAAUCACGAAAUACCUGCGAUUGAAGUUUUAAAUUAAAAGUCACGUUCGCUGAGAGUAACCAAUGUCGUUGCUUCAUUCAUUUUGCAGCGAACAACGUGCUCAUACAACAGUAUUGUGACAUAUGUUUACAGAAAUUGCGUAGCCUGUCAUCUGACAGGUAAAUUUGUGUAAGAAAUAUAUGCCAAAUUGCAUUUUUAUUCCUCUAAUAUACACACUAAACAAAAAUAGUAUAAAUUAUAAAAUAUAUUUACAUAGAAUUCAAAGAGAAAAGAAUAUUUUGAAAACUACUUUUUGAUAUCUCUCACUUUCUAAAAAAUUUUAUAAAAAUAUGCUCAAUGCUCUGUUUUGCCAAACACAAUGUUUAAACUGGAAUCUUAUAUAGCACCAGUGAUUAUCAGUUGUGUAGAAAAGUAUGUAAAAAAUUUGAAACCGGAGCAGUCACAGGUGUCUUUAUGGGAAGGAGAUGCAUAUUUCCAAAACUUGGAUCUGCGAUCAGAAGUUUUGGAAGAACAACUAAAUCUUCCAUUUGUUUUGGUUAGUGGCCACAUACAUGGAUUGUUCAUUCAUGUUCCUUGGGUGAAAAUUACCUCUGAACCAAUAGUUGUUACUAUUAAUACAAUAGAGUGUAUCUUAAAAUUAAAAGAUGAAAAUACUACAAAAGCUAAUACGCCUACGUUACAAAAAAAAAACGAGACGGUGCAAGAAAAAACUCCACCUGGAUAUAUAAAAAAUAUAGUUACAAAAGUCAUCAAUAAUAUAACUAUUAAGUGCAACAAUUUGAUCUUGAAAUAUGUAGAAGAGGACAUUGUGCUUAGUGUAAAUGUGAGAUUUUUAAGUAUGCAAACUGUUGAUGAUAAAUGGAAGCCCACAUUUGCAGAUGUCAAUAAUCAAGAAGUUAUGCUUAGAAAAAUCAUUACCAUCGAAGAUUUAACGUUAUGCUUGGAUAAAAUGGAUGCAUCCGGAAAAAUAGAGAUAUAUCAAGAUCCCGUUUUAUAUCGAUGUUCAAUGACAAUCCGUAUGAUAAUAAAUUAUCAUAACAACAUCUCGAAAAGAGCGUCCGUUACAAGGCUAGAUCUUCAUUGUGAAAAAAUGGAAUUCAGUAUAACCGAACAACAAGUGCCAAUGCUUCUCAGAUUGGCAGCUUUACUGCUGGCGUUGCAAACAAAACAGUUUCCACCAUGCAAAGAGAAAUCUUCCACCAUUGUAAAUGAAAGAGAUGUUGUACAAGAUGAUACAAGUCAGAUAGCAAGUACUUCUACAGAUGUAGGAUGGGGAUGGUGGGCCUGGGAUCUGGUAUCGUCCGUUCUACCUGGUUAUUGGGACAACGAAUGGUCUGCUGAGCAACAACUUGCGUAUUCCAGUCAUAACUUUCAUUUAGGUCUUUAUAUAGAUGAUGCUACUGUAACGUUCAAGACUGUUGAAAGCGUGAAAGAGCAAUUGUUUUAUAAAUCUCGGAAACUUAGAUACAAAUCGUUUUUAUCCCUUCAGUUGAAUGGUGUUGUGAUCGAUACCAUAAUUCAAGGAAUUUCAAUGACAACCUUCCAAGUCGGAGUGGCGUGCAUACAACUUUAUCCGCGUGGGCCGUGCAGUUGCGGACAUCUCGAGGUUGUUGAUGGUGUACAGCCGCCUCUUUACGUAACAGCUGGGAACGUUAAUGAUGACUAUCUGGAGUAUUCGUUGUUCGAUAAGGAAGCUGUGGAAAAUAAAGGGGAGAAAAGAGACUACAUACUAUCGAUGUAUUAUCACUUGACGGCAAGAGAGGUUUUUAGCUUAUUCGAAAGAUGCCCAGCACUCGUGAUGGACUAUGUUUAUCGUGUGGAAAUACCCGACGAUAUCACGCCUGAGAAGUUACUCGAGCUUAGAUCAAAUUCUGAAUAUAGCAAUUUUAAGGAAUACAGAGUAACAAGAUAUGUAGGUGGAGAUAUAACAGUCAGAUUAUGUUCAGGUUUUUUUCAUCGUAUCGAUACAAUUAAAGAAGCUGCAGCAAAAUACGAUUACAAUCCGUAUCUUGUAAUCAAACCAGAUCCUCUUAUUGACGAGCUUUCUCACUUUCAUUCUGAAGAGUGCACAGCGCUUUGGAAAAACUUGUCGACGACAGAAACUAGAAUAAACUUAUAUAGAGCGUCGCUGCAAUUGCAACUGGCAGAUCAUUGCGUUAGGGGAAUUCCACGGAAACGUAAAAUCGUCGAAUUUCGGAUUACUCCACUAUCUCCGGCUCUUACGGAUGAUCCUUUCGUAAGCAUCGAAUGCGAUGAAGUAAACGCUACUCUAGUGCAGCCUAUGUAUCCGUUUAGACUCGUAGCUUGCGCAUCAAAAGCGAAAAACCUACCACCAGAAAUGUUCACUCACUGUCACGCAAUCACUAAUAUAAAAGUGACAGGAGCAAAAAGUCAACUUCAUUUAACGAAAACCUGCGAUACUUCGAUAGUAAUGCCUUAUUCAGUGGAAGCUUCGUCGAAGCUAUUAGUAUAUCCGCAAUAUUGGCGAAAUGUAGAUAUGGUUUCGAAAUCAUACUCUUUCCGAUCGGACAGUAUUACCGUCACGGGAACUAAAGCAAAAUUAAUGGCAGCAGUGUCUAUAGUAACUUCAGUUUUUAGUCCUGCGGAUGCAGCAAAUUUACUUACGUGUUCUACGUUAUUUAACGAUGCCUGUCAGGAAAAAUGUCCGGUGUAUCUAGAAUUAUACUUGGAAAAUAUAAACUGCAAGAAUGUAUUGUCUUCGGGCACUAUAUCAAGCAAAGUAAACAUACAUUCUGUAAAAAUAUUUGCUCUCAAUGAUUCUCAACAAACUAUUAUCUUGUCCGGACCCGAAAAUUGUAAUGGCAGCGAUACAGAAAAUGUACCGCUUUUCUCUGCCGUAGUGCAGUUUCCGAAAACGGUAGAACAACAAACACACCCGUCUCUUGUUUCGUUCAAAAUUGCCGAAAUCAGAGCCUCGUUGGAUCCACUUUUUCUCGAGUGGCUAGAAUACCGUGCCACUUAUCACAAAUCGGGAAGUGCGCCCGUUCUUCGUUCCAAUAGUCGACAAUUGGUUACCGAAACGUCAUCCGACACAGCCACGCGGAAGAAAACAUUUCCAAGUCUUCAUGAGAGCGUGCACAGUUCAUCGGAUAAAGAUAAGAAAAAAUCAGCUGUGACGGAAAAGUCGAAGACGCUACGAAAUGAUGAGGCGCAAAAGAAAAGUGAAUCCAAACUGGAAGAGCAACAGCAAAACUUACAGAAAACAGGAAUAUUAGUCAAAUUAGCAGAGUCAUAUUCAUGGUGGUGCAGCCUUGUGUUAAGCGGUUACGUAGGGCAUAUAAUUAUAUACAUUCCAUCUGAAACAAUGAGUGGUAUUGGAGCUGAUGGCAUAGAAAAAGCCAAAGAUAGAGCGUUAGCCGAGAAUCAGGAUCUACAAAUAAUGAUAGUAAAAUUACCAAGUCUUCAAAUACAUUCGUCUAACGUGAACGCUGAGUCACUUAGCCCGUAUCUGCGAACUCUUCCCGUUAAAUUACAAGAAUCUAUGUGGACACGUCACGUACAAAGUUUUCCAUGGACGUUAAGUCUUAUCGAUUUUCAUUGUUAUACAUUGCAACAACAGAUACAAAAGAAUUUUAUAAAGAAAGUAACAUUAAACGCCACGGUAGCUCUCACAACUAAGACAGCUACAACUCAAUCAAAUACACUUACUGCUUUAAGCGUUUGUGUGCACAUUGACAAUUCUCCUAUUAUUGUUUCACUUUCGGAAGAACAGGUGAUUUUUAUGAGAAAUAUAGCAUUAAAUAUUAUAAAAGUAUUACGAACUCAGUGCAAUUCUCAAGACGACGUCGCAAUUGCGUCACAGAUAAGCAAUGACACGCAAAUUGUUCUUCCUAUUAUACCCCAAACUUCGUCUUCUCCGACUCAAAUAACGUAUCAAGAAGACACAACUACCAAUUCGACCGUGUCCACAUCAAAAGAUGAUCAAGGAUGUGAAAGAGAUGGUUUAGUCAUAACAGCGUGGAUUCAGUGGACCAUAACAAAAGUAGCAGUGAAAUUGUACAUUAUAAGACAGAAUACAUCCUCUUUAAAACUGAUGUUAGAACUGGAAGAUAUUAUAACAUCCUUGGAUUUGCAGUCAGUUUACAUGCAACUAAAAAGCAAAAUAACUACAGCUACGAUAUUUCAUUACGUUAGAAGUCCACGCGCAUUGAAUUGGGACGUCGGUGAUUAUGCCGGGCUAGUACUUUGCGGAAGAGAAGACAGCUUGGAAAAAGGCGACGAUUCUGGUUUCGUGAGUUUUACGCUUACUCGCGCAAAGUCGGGAAAUGUGUAUACACGCUGGGGUACUCAUAAACGUCAAAAGUCUCAAAAGAAAGAAUUACUGGUGGACUCCGCAUUAUCCAGAAACAGCUAUAUUUCCGAAAUAUUUAUCAAAAUGCAAAUGGUCGAUGUGAUUUUACCACUUAGUGUAAUUAGCAAUUACACCCAAUUGAUACAAUCUUUUGCGUUGCUUGGUUCGUCUAUUGAGAAGAGCACGGAUGUUGCUCGUAAAAGUGCGAGCACACCGUUAAUCGGUAUAACCAAUUUGAAUAACGAGUCAUUACCCCUGAUUCACUUGGAGUUCAAAGGUUUCCGACUCAUGUUGCCAGUUUUAACUGACACGAUUAAAUUGCAACAUGAUUUGUUAAUGCUUCAGUUGGACGGAAUUCGUAUCACACCGGACGCAGAAAACCCGAUUUGCAGAACUCCAUUGCGAACUGAUAUUUAUCAGUUGGCAGCUCAAGCAAACAUAUUAAAUGUCCCAGGUUCGGCUGUGGAAGAUCGCCAAUAUCAAAUUAGCGUCAAAGGAGUGUGUGCAUACACUACUACGUGGAAGAAUUACCAGCUAAGCAUUAAUAAGAGAAUGUCUCAAUCAUAUUUGUACACAAUGAAUGAGAAUCCUGCUCUGGAAUGGAACAAACUCGGAAACGGAAGUAGCUUAGAUCCGUAUUUCUCUACGUCUCCCGUAUUAACAAAAUUUGAUCUCUGUUUAAUUAUUGCACCGGCUGUCACAUAUAAAACAGAUACGAUAGUCUGCGGAAGCGCCAUGGAAGUGAAUUGCAUUACGGACAUAGAAUUGAUAAUAAAUUUAGAUCAAAUUAAGUUAAUAUCGGUACUUAAUAACGAAUUUAUGACGCUAUUGUCCGAAAGUUUCGAAAAAGCGGAGAACAAGAACGAUUCAAACAAUCUAGUGCAAAGAGUUUCUUCGGGAUCUCAAAGCGUUAAACCUGUCAGUUGUCUGAAACAAGUGUCGGAUGAUUCGGAACUUGACUUUGCAAAAGAUAGUGGUGUCGAUUUUGAGAUGUCUAGUAUGCACUCGGCAAUAAUUGGAAAACCUGGAGUCGCCAAAGCUAUGAUAUUUCCACCGUUUGAAUUUUUAGUAAAUUGUGGGAAGAUGACGUUUAUUCUUUAUGAAGUUCAGAAUACAUUCUCUGAUUUAGAGGAUGAUGUAGAUGUACAUAAAAUUGACACAGAAGACGAUAACAAUAACAUAAAACAGCCAUUGCUUUAUUUAAUGAUCAAUCAACCAAACAUUUAUUUCUCCCAGCAAUAUUUGUACAAGAAAAUACAAGUAUCUUGUUUCGAUAUUACGAUAGCACUUGGCGAUGCACAAUCUCUGAAUACGAUACCGACUGAAAAAGAUUUCAAAAUUUACAUGAUAGAAACUAAACACGGCGAUCCGCAUCCAGAUACGGGCAUUCCGCCUUCCUUCGUGACAAUAAAAUCGGAAACAAUUUUAGGGAAAAAUCGUCAGGUUCUUGUUGAAAUGGGACGUCCGACAAAAGUUCAUCUCUCUUUAUCACGAAUUAAUCAAUUGUACACUAUACAAAAUAAGGUAUUGUCUUGUUUUCUUGAUGACAAAAUUGCGCAAGUGCCUGUAGAGGAAAAAGAGGCUGUGCUCACGGAAAAUUCAACAGCAUCGACAAAAUCGAGAAAAUUCAAUAUACCUGAUCUGCAUUUAAGUACAAAACAAAUCGUGUUGUCCUUGAAGACUGAUUCCGGAGCAGAAAUCAUUGCUAGUUUAGCGUCUUUGAAUAAAAGUCUGUCGACACUUGUAAGACCAGACAGGAUAUAUUCAAAUCUAUCUAUAGAUUCUUUUAUUAUAUCCGCAAUUCUGAACGGAAAUAUCAAAGUGCUGUUAAAUCCAUGGUGUUGCAACGUAACCUCUUGCUUGCUCUGGGAAUCUUCAUACAGCAAUGAAAUUGUACCGCAAAUACAGAUACAGGCGGACAGUGAAAGUCUCUAUCUCGACUUUGGACCGGAUCAGAUAAAAAUUAUAAAAACAGUCGUGCAAGAUUUUCAGUUGUUGUUGAGCGAAUAUGCCUCGUCUUCAGCGAGCAAAAAUAAAAAUGAAAAGCAGAUGGUAUUGUUGACCGAACAGCACUAUAAGGACGAUUUGAAAGCUGGUGCAUUCCAGUUCGUCGAUGGUACUGCAGAUGAAUUGCCUUUCCCUUAUCAAGUAGUGUUCUUUGCUUAUCCUCAGCAAGCAAUGGCUUGGAGAUAUCCGCAACCGCGAACGUUAACAAGAAUACAUAUAUCUCCUGUCCCAUUCGAAACAGUGGACGCCAACGGCAAUUACAUCGAUAGAAUUUUCUGCGUUCUCGAGUACUGGAGCGACAGUCACAUGUCGUAUCAGCGUUACGCUGACUUUUACUUGUCGGAAACGGAUUCCUAUCGAAUAGAACUACCGGAAAAAGCGCCAGCGCGAGCAGUAGCUUGCGUAUGGCGUGUGGUUAUCUUAUCGAGUAACAAGAGAUCGCUUUCGAAAAGUGUAGUUUCCGCUCGUGUUCUUGCGGCCUGUCUACGCAUCGACUCGUAUUUCAACCCCUUAAUAAUACCGAAUAUUCAGAUCGCUCUAAAUAUCGGUGUGCUUCAUAUAUCACUGUACAAUCAUAUCGAUACGACCGUGUACAACAACUUGCCGCCUCCAUUAGACAAAUAUACGCUGAACGGUAAAAUUCCUGAAAUACAGUGUUUUAUGUCGAUAGAACAGAAAAGAGCUAUUUUGGUGUUUAACAAAUGGAUGGACAAUUCCACGCUGGUUGAUAUUGGCGGUACGCUGAGCGUGCACGUACUGGAUUACAGUCAUUUAACUAUGCAAGAGGUAUUGGACGCUCUGGAAGGAAGAUUUCAGUUGUCAUUGUCGAGCAAAACGGACGCUUCAUUAACGUGCAGUCCGUUUACACUAAAAUUAGGGCCAGCAAUUACCCAUACUCUUACGGUCUCCACUCAUUUGUGGCUAGCAUCUUUCAACGAAGAGGAGAAGACCGUGAUUAUUCUAACGCGUUAUGUGAUCGCCAACGAUAGCAAUAUAUCUAUCCGUUUUGGUCAAAGCGGCACCGGGGACAGUAUACUCCUCGAGAACAGACAGUGCAACUUUUACUCGUGGCGGCAGAUCGGCAAUCAGAUGAUACGGAUAUCGAUCGAGGAACAGGCCUGCCGGCCUGUAUGGAGUCGACCAUUUCCCGUUAACAAAGAUGGGACCCAAGUGAUAGAAUUCAACAAUUCGACGAAUAGCGCGGUAGUUUUCGUAAACGUUACAUCACUCUCUGCUACUCAGAAACUCGUAACGUUCUCGGGACAACUUGUGAUUUCCAAUCAGCUGAUUGACAACUUCGAGAUGAGAUUGGUAAAAUACGAAGCCGAGGUUGGAUCUAAAGUGACAGUCUCAAAAGAAGUUUAUCCUAUACCGGGAAAGAGUUUUCCGUCAUCUAUUGUGCUCGAGAGCAACAAGAAGAUGGCUAUGCGGCUACGCUUUACGAACUUGACGCACUUAUCUUGGACCGGAGAUAUUCCUCUGCAACCCAACGUCAAAUGGGGUCAACCUUGGCUUGUAAAAGUGCCGCUACAAGAACGCGGGCAGUUUUUAAGUAUUUGGGUGCGGAUAGUGGCGCAGACAAUACAAGAGAAAGUAAAAAUCCUUGCGGUGCUGAGUCCUCUCUAUAUGAUCAGAUCGCAUUUGCCGGUACCGGCGAGAGUGCAGAUAGAAACGCCGUCUCUGAAGACGACAUCGUGCACGACAGUAAUCGGUCGUGGCGAGUGUCAGCAGUUAUAUUGCCCCGGUACGUUCGAACACUUCCAUCAGUUGACAUUUCAGCUGGAAUCCGGUGUUUCCGCGUCGAAUCCUUACGUGCCACUCUCGUAUAGUUCCGUGGACCAACGGAAAUUUUUCAGAAGACCCGAGGUUGAAGAUAUCGAUAAAAUUCUGCGAGAUCUCAAAGACAGAAAAGACGAAGUAAAAUGGCCUUUCCAAGAGGAUGACAUGGAAGACUGGAUAUCUGCGGAACAGCCGCAAACGCACGUGCAAGUGAAAUAUCAGGAUGCGGGAUUGGUUUCCAGCACCUUGUUGCUAGAACUGCAACCUUGGUGCUUCGUAAUGAAUUCGCUGGGCUGUCACAUCUCACUGGUGUCGGAAGACACGGAGCUGUGCCAAAUCCCUCACUACGGCAUCGUUACGCCACCUAAAUUAGAAGGUACGUUCUACGUGGGUGUCGGAAUCGGUGACACUUAUUACACGUCCCAGACAUUGCAACUGACGCGACCCGACUGGAACCAGGGCUUUUACAUGCCUCGGAUUAACGGCCUCAUACCAGUUGAAGGAAACAUUAAGACAUCUGUGGACUGCGGCACAAGCGUGUCGAUAUUGAACAUUGGCUCCUCCAUGCACGAGGACAUGCGUCUGGUGCGGAUUACAAGCAGCCACGUGAUCGCCAAUUUGACGACUCAAGAAUUGUGCGUUGCUACUCUGGCGGUGCACGAAGAGGCGAAGGAUCUCCAGUUGCCUCACGAUCUCACUCCCUGCAGCCUGAAUAUUUUACCAUCUGAGGAUCAGAGACAGGGUACUCCGAUUGUGCAGUGGUAUACACUUUACACUGAAAGCAACGUAGAACCGCUUGUGUUGUACGUAUCUUUCAGCCUCGGUCACAGAUGGUCCUGUCCAAUUAGAGUAGAUCAAACUAUGAGCCGCAAAUCUGUUGCGAUUCCGAACGGCUCCUCCUCCAUGCCAAUUAUCGUGACAACGCAGGAGGACAAAGAUAUCACGUUUAUCGUGAUACACGUCGACGAUCAUCCGCAAUUGUUGAUCGAAAACGCUUGCGGCUUUAAAGUUCUACUCGGCCAAGCCGACGAAAGCGGGAAUAAAAUUUUAUCUGACAGCGCGCACUUUUCGUGGAUAUGCGAAAUCGACAGCGGAGCGACGUUCCAUUAUUCUCUGCCCUGUGUCAGUAGCAGAUUGCCCGAUACUGCUGUGCCCAGCGCGUCGAAUGUGUUGUUAUUUUCCACCGUGCAAAACGAUCAGGCGGCAAGAAAGGGGAGCUUAAAGUGGUCGAGAGGCGUAAAUCUCUCCGCGUUGUCAUCCACACCGAUAGAUCAGUAUCUGCGACUACCUUCGUACGGAGACGUAAAGCUCAUAAUGCAGAAUUGUUGUUACACUAUUCACAUCAGCAUUGUGCCCAUCUCUCAAAUCGAAAUAUCUGCUCAAGAUAUCAGAAGCAGAUUGUUGCGGAAGAAGAACACGGCGAAGGAUUACGAUGCAACAUACGACGGUUUUUCCCCAUUAAGAUCAGAAGAAGAAAAAGUUUUAGCGCACAUACAGAGCUCAAGUAGUUCAACAUCACUGACGAGUUUUUUCUCAGCCGAAGAAGAUGCCUUGCCCGCGGAACAGAUUGUUGCAUCGAGUGCGAAACAAUUAAUAUCGAAAUCGACAGAUACGAAACUUUGCACUGAUGAAAGUCAAUCGAAAUCUAUCGGUAACGUCAACUCGAGCAGUCGCAAGGAAGGCUCCGCAACGGUUUAUCUGCGCGCGUGUACCAUCGUCAUUCUUCAUGACAUCAAUGAAAACGCGCAAAGAAUCGAAGUCGCAAGCUUGUCCAUGACGGACGUGAUUGUUACCUUAAAUUCGAAGGGCCGAUUUAUUAAUCUAUAUUGUUACAUAAGCGACUUGCAAUUGGAUAAUCAAUUGUUUGAUCAAGGAGGUUUCGAUUUUCCUGUGGUAUUAAUAAGCCAGAAUCCGUUGCCAAACAGAGAACAACUGGUGUUUUACAGUAAUAACUGUUUAAUGACGAAUCUGGAGAAGAUCAAACAAGAUUCUUUAAUAGCCAUCGAGUAUGUCUUGGAACUAAAUGGAAAUAUGAUGGCAUCGAAGGAAUAUCGCAUGAAAAUUGCGCCUAUUAGCGCAUAUAUCGAAGACACGUACGUAACGCAGUUAUUGGAUUAUGCAACUUCGAUGAUCCCACCUCGUUUAGUAUUGAAUGAUACUUCUAAAAAGAUACAAACUGUAGUAGUGUCAAACGCGGUGUACAUUCCAGACUAUAUUAUGAUUGACUCAAAGAUCUUGAGCAAGCCACUGAGACUGCAAACAUUCGUGAUAGAACCACUGUCCAUUUUAUUAAGUGUUCAUACUUCUGUAAGACUCUACGUUGCCUUGGAUCAUUCCCCGUUGUAUUUCGGCACAUUUGAAAGAAAAAAUCUGCUAACCACUCCUUACAGACUCGGUAAUACGCUCACAAUGCAUUACUUAUCUGGCGCCAUAUUCGGAGCAGGUUGGAUAGUUGGGUCACUAGAAAUACUUGGAUCACCAGGAGGUUUAGCGCAAGCUCUUGGAUCUGGUCUCAGAGAUUUCGUAUCGCUCCCGUUUCAAGGACUGUUGCAGGGCCCAUGGGGCUUUAUUGUUGGAAUCACACAUGGAUCGGCUAGUUUGAUGAAACAUGUGACAGCAGGUACUGUAAAUUCCGUAACGAAACUAGCAUCCAGCGUAGCACGAAAUUUAGAUCGUCUAACAUUAGACGAGGAGCAUCUUCAGCGACAAGAGGAAUCGCGCAGGAUGCGUCCUCAAGGCAUGGCGCAAGGACUUUAUCAAGGCUUGACUGGUUUCGGAAUGAGUCUACUUGCGGCUGUGGCUGGUUUGGCACAUCAUCCUUUACAGCAAGUGUGGUCAGGCGAGGCGACAACCAAAAGUUUAGUCACUGGGGUUGGACUCGGCCUAGUUGGCGUCGUUACCAAGCCGUUAAGCGGCGCUGCAGAAUUGGUCGCUCUUACCGGACAAGGGCUGUUACAAGGAGCUGGAUGGAAUUCACUGCCUACACCGCGUCAAAGAUCAAUUGUGCAAUAUACUACCGGCAACAGCACAUCUGUACGAUAUAUCUGGCGUUUGUCGUCCUUACUCGAUCACAGUCAUGACAGUAUUCUUCACGUGACCAGUGCGGACUACGUAAUCCAUCAAGGCAGUAAUCGCGCGGUAACGCUAGUUCUCACGCGACAAGCUCUAUUGCUUGUUAACAUGGCGGAAGACAGCGUAGAACGGAUAUUUUCGCUGAAAGAGCUUACAAGUGUCGAUCACAUCACAGAAUCCACGAUGUUAUGCUUGUAUUGUCCACCAGCUGCGACGCAAACCAGCAGACCGUUAUCGCCGACUGAACACGAGAUGAAUCAAGAAAUGAGGGCGCGAGUUGAAGAGUACGUACGAACAAGCAGUACUGGUUUAGCCAGCGUGUCAACGAACAGCGACAGACAGUCCGAUACUUUUGAGAGAGUAUCUCCGCAUCCAGAGCAUACGCUUACAUUUUAUGUUUGCCCGGAUACUCGAAAUUACUUGCUUUCGUUAUUUAAUAUUGCUAAACGACAAAAUCAAGGUUCAGGUUUCACUGUAUUAUAACGCAAAUGAACUCCCAGCCAAUUCCUUUUAAUAUGCAAUAAUCGAAAAGAAUCCCACCAAAUAACUGUUUUUAACAAGCAAUGUUUAAAACCAUGUCUAAAAACCAAUAUUUAUACAAAGUAACUGUUCAAACACUCAUAUUUUUUACUUUUAUGAAAAAACACUCAUUGCACACAAGUUUUUUGAUAGUUUUGUUUUAUAUAGAUAAUAUUUACAAAUUAUUUCUCGUUGAGACUUUUAUGAUGUAUAAAUUUAUAUUAAACGAUGAUAUGUACGCAAGGUGUGUAAAUCAUACAAAUUAUACAUAUAAAAAAUUAUUGCAAUUUAUUUAACAAAAAACUGCUACAAAA